Molecule: messenger RNA, 753 nt
Organism: Microdochium trichocladiopsis
Lineage: Eukaryota; Fungi; Ascomycota; Sordariomycetes; Xylariales; Microdochiaceae
Exons: 3
Coding region: 1-753 (250 amino acids)
Biological process (GO): poly(A)-dependent snoRNA 3'-end processing; U4 snRNA 3'-end processing; nuclear mRNA surveillance
Cellular component (GO): nucleolus; cytoplasmic exosome (RNase complex); nuclear exosome (RNase complex)
Source: RefSeq, a predicted model, not a curated record
AUGUCGCACAGCGACCCAGAGGCGCGUCUGUCGCACCUCCCCAAGGCAGACGGAUCCGCGACAUUCUCGUAUGCCGGCUAUACAAUCGUCGGAGCCGUCAACGGGCCAAUCGAGGUUCAGCGACGUGAUGAGCUGCCAGAAGAGGCUGCCAUCGACGUCGUAGUCCGGCCAGCAGCCGGUGUUGGUACCCGCGAACGCCACCUCGAAUCCAUCCUUGAGGCGACUCUGCGCCAGAUCAUUCUCGUCAACAGCUUCCCACGGACGCUCAUCCAGGUCAUCCUCCAGAUCACCGUGGCGCCGGAGAACGAAUACGUCAAUGCCAAGGUCUCCCAGGCCAGUCUGAAUCUGCCAAUGCUUCCGGCGCUUCUCCAGACUGCCGUCCUGUCACUUCUCUCAGCUGGCGUACCACUGACCGCCACCGUCACUCCGGUGUCAUUCAGCAUCAAACAUAGCGGCUCUGAGAUUGUCGUAAACCCCUCUCCGCGCCAGGUCGAAACAGCCAAGAGCUUCCAUGUGUUCGCUUUCACUUCGCACGACGAAUUGAUACUGGCAGAAAGUGAAGGCAGUUUCACGACAAGGCAGUGGGACGACCUUUACAACCAAGCUCGUGCUUACUGCUGCCCUUCCGGCCCCUCUGGCACUGACAUUGACAUGGAUGAUGAGCGCAGCCCCGAUGUCGACUUGAAGAGCUUUGUACGAAGCACCAUGCAGGAAAAGAUAACCGAGGACCUCCACUGGAAGACUCUUGGCUGA